Molecule: messenger RNA, 1035 nt
Organism: Aspergillus versicolor CBS 583.65
Lineage: Eukaryota; Fungi; Ascomycota; Eurotiomycetes; Eurotiales; Aspergillaceae
Exons: 2
Coding region: 296-895 (199 amino acids)
Molecular function (GO): hydro-lyase activity
Source: RefSeq, a predicted model, not a curated record
GGUCGGAACCUCACCCAUGUGUCUGCACCAACCCGAGCCGAGAGCUGAUGGGAAAGAGUGGGAACGGUGGGAUUGGGGAGGUGAAGAAUUAUUAGCCACUGAGCUUCCGGUUAUUUAAAGCAUCUUCCUUCCCUGUUUAGUCGAUUUUUCGGCGCGAGACAGCGAACACUCGGGACGCGGCUUUCAUCCCAUCGGACAUUCGCCGGUCGUUUCGGCUGCAACCCCACCACAUACACGUUUAGCCGGUACACGCGAUCGCCAUAUAAGAGCGCGACAGGUGACACUUACUCCCAUCAUGCCUUGCGAAUCAAAAUGCGAAGGCUGCGCCUGCGGUCCGGCCGGCAGCCAAGGAGCGGUCAACAUCGAAGACCUCGACAAGGAAUUAGAAGCCCUCCGGAAGCGAACCCUGGAGCUGGAGAAAGUACGCGCUUCGGCGAAAAAGACAUCUUCGCUCUCCGGUGCACUGGGUGCUGGCCGAAAGCUACGGUCGACCCAUUGGUUCAACUCAGGCGAUGCGGGGAUGACAGCUUUGUAUAUUGAGCGGUACCUCAACUAUGGCGUGACAAGAGAAGAGCUCAUGGCUGGGAAGCCAAUCAUCGGAAUCGCGCAAACUGGCUCGGAUAUUUCUCCAUGCAAUCGGUAUCAUUUAGAACUCGCGAAAAGGGUGCGCGAAGGAAUCAGAACCGCUGGCGGUAUCGCAUUUGAAUUUCCAACACACCCAAUCCAGGAGACAUCAAGGCGGCCAACUGCAUGCAUUGACCGGAAUUUAUCAUACCUCGGCCUGGUGGAAAUUCUCCACGGUUAUCCAAUCGACGGUGUGGUGUUGCUGACUGGUUGCGAUAAGACAACUCCUGCAUGUCUGAUGGCCGCUGCCACAAUGGUAAGUGCUGCAUAGCUCAGUCGUUGCUCUACCUGCGAUUGUCAUCUAACAGUGAGUUCAAGAAUAUUCCUGCCAUCUGCAUGAACGUGGGACCGAUGAUCAACGGUUAUCUGAAAAACGAGCUAGCAGGAUCAGGUAUGGUAGUCUGGACGGGA